AUGGAUUCCGAUUCAGACUCUGAUGGUUCUCACGUCUCCGCCACUCCUCCGAGACAAUCAAAUCUUCUUCCUCCUCCUCCAACGCCACUGCCAUUACCCAUAACGUCAUCUCCUCACCCCGCUCCAAAACCCCUUAACCCGCCCCCAAUUCCUUCUGCUCUGCCCUCAUCCCUGCCUUUCCAGAUCCGCCGCCCCUCUGAUCAGUCCCGUCUCGUCCCUACCGGCGAUUCCCUCCAAACCCUUCCCCCCGGCUUUUUCUCCAAGGUCCCUUCCUUCUCCAAACUUCGCAAACACUCUCUCACUUUCGAAAACGACGCCCCGCUACCGCUGCCCCGACCCGAAAUCGUUAUCGACCGCUCGGAACCCCGUCCGGUUCGCCCAAACCCGCUCAAAGUCCGCCGGAGGCAGCACCCUAAUUUGAUCGGCAGCAGCUUGGCUGACCCGCCUGUCAAAAUUCGAAACUGCUCCGGCGCAAGUGAAGGUAAUUUCGUGAAGCUUCAACUGAAUGGGAAAAGACGGGGCAAGUAUCCUAGCAAGUGCAAAGGCAGAACCAAAAGCCAAAACAAUUAUGCCUACAGAAAAACGAGGAGCAAGAGAAAAGCAAAAGCCGAGAGCGGAAUUGAGACGGAGAGCAUUUGUGGCGAAGAUGGGUUUGCUGGAGAAAUCCCGCAACCGAAGAAGAAGAGGGAAGAGCGAAGCGUUCGUCUGUUGCAGGAGGCAGUCUCGGCGGCGCGAGACGAGCCGUCCGAUGAUAAUCUGGUGAGGUUGCUGAACGUAGUGUACGGUCAUCAUUCGUUUCGCGGCGGGCAGAUGGAGGCGAUCAAGAUGGUUCUCUCGGGGAGAUCGACGGUGCUGGUUUUACCCACGGGUGCGGGGAAGUCGCUGUGCUAUCAGAUUCCAGCCAUGAUUUUGCCGGGGAUCACGCUGGUUGUCAGCCCUCUGUUGGCGUUAAUGAUCGACCAGUUGAAGCAGCUCCCUGCUGUGAUUCCUGGCGGCCUUUUGAGCAGCAGCCAGGUAGAGGAUUGA
Molecule: messenger RNA, 1026 nt
Organism: Carica papaya (papaya)
Lineage: Eukaryota; Viridiplantae; Streptophyta; Magnoliopsida; Brassicales; Caricaceae
Source: RefSeq, a predicted model, not a curated record